Messenger RNA from Bursaphelenchus xylophilus (pine wood nematode), 2862 nucleotides. Lineage: Eukaryota; Metazoa; Nematoda; Chromadorea; Rhabditida; Aphelenchoididae. The record is from the annotation of a GenBank genome assembly.
AUGCUUUAUAACUACUUGUUCACUUACGUCUACUACCUAACAUAUCUUUGUUUAUGCUCGCUUGUUCAGGGCCAUGUAAGUAUGGUUUUUACAAUCCAUCUUAUUUUUUCUGAUGCAUCAUUUAAUUCGUUUGCGUUAUAGAAUGACAUAUUUUCCCGUAACGAAAAGAGAUUUCAUAAUUUUUUGACGGCCUCGAGGUCAGAGCAUAUCCAUAGGUAAAGUAAUUUAUUUGUACCUUUAUUCGAUGCUUUUAGACCCAAAUCCAAACGGCAAAUCAAUCAUUUUCGGGAUACGAAAUUCGAUCCGGAUUAUGCGCCCAAUGACCUGUGCGAACCCUGGAAUUCGGGAUCCCAAACCAACGAUUUGAAUUGGUAAUUGCAAAGGUUCAUACGAUUUUAAAUAAUUAAGGAGUGAACCAGCCGAUCGAUUGUUCAAAUUGAUCUCAAGCAGCAAUGGAUAUAACCUAUUUAUGCCGCCAGGGCAACAUCAAGGUAAUCACAAGCAAAUGAAAAGUAAACUGUCUGAUCCUCUUCUCAGGAAAGACCACCAAUUUAUCUGUGGCUUUGUACAUAGAGUCAAUGAGCUCAGUAAAAGCUCAGACUAUGGAUUUCGAAGUGGAUUGUUACCUAGCCAUGGGAUGGUACGACCGUCGAUUGUCUCACAACUGCACCCAUCCUAUUCUAAUUACUCACAAACAUGUCGCCGAUGAACUCUGGAACCCCGAUCUGUAUUACGUAAACGCUAAAUACGCAUAUCUGCAAGAAGUUACUACCCCCAACUUUAUGAUGUUUGUCUAUCCAGAUGGGCUGGUCUUCAAAUCGAUGAGGACUGUGGUUACUUUAUCCUGCAUGGUCGAUCUUCAGUUCUUCCCCAUGGAUAAACAAAGUUGCCCUUUAACCAUUCAGAGUUGUAAGUCUCCAUUAACAGCUCCGUAUGUCUAGAUGCUUACAUCGAGAACUUACUCAACUUAUCUUGGCAUGUUGACUAUCCAUAUUAUCCGAUUGCGAGUAAUGAGGGCCUUAAAUUGAAUGACAUGGAGAUCACCAACAUCACCUUUUCUAAGUGCUCGGUUCCUUAUGCUAUGUUCAGAGGGACCGGUAAGUGUUGUAAUACAAAUUUAGACUCAUAACAUUGCAGCAAAUUUUAUAAUUUUUAGGAAAUUGGUCUUGUAUUCGCGCAGUAAUCGAGAUGAAAAGGUUAAUGUUAUACCAUGUUGUGCAGACCUAUAUUCCCUCGGGUAAUGUUUUAUAAUAAUGAUUAAACACAUUUGGAUUCAGCCAUGUUGGUGUCCAUUUCCUGGAUGACAUUUUUCUUACCUCCACGAGCAUCUCCCGCUCGGAUUUCAUUAACGAUUACCAGUUUACUAACCUUAACAACAAUGUGUAAUGGAGCGAGACAAGAUCUGCCUCAGGCAGGUGGCAAAUCAUCGAAAUAAUCUUUUCAGGUCAGUUACAUCAGUGCCCUGGAUGUUUGGCAUUUUGCUUCGCAGGUAUGAUACAGUGCGGGUCAUAUUAUAACCUCACUUUAAAAAAUGAUUGUAACUUUUGUGGUAGUCAUUAGAAAUGUGUCAUAUUUAGCACUAAUAUGAGUAAAAAUGAUGUGCGAAAAAUUCCGUAUUUUGGAAAAAAAUGGUACUUUACUUCGUCGCAAAAUUAUAACCGCACUCACGGGUUUCAUGAUAGCCUAAUUAAAACGCAGAAUUGCAAUAACUGAUGUUUAGUCACGCUUCCCACCAAAAUUUUGGUUUUUUCAGCUUUUUUCCAAAAUAAGGAAACUUUUCAAAAUAUUUUUAGCACGUCGUUUCUAGUACACUGAGGCGUAUUAGUGCUAAAUAUAUAUGAGACAUUUCUAUUGACAAUCACAAAAAGUUUCAGGCAUUAAUCUUUCUCGUCCUGCUCGAGUAUUCGUUUGUGAGUUAUUACAUGACCAGAGGCACAAAUCAUUGCAAACAUAAGAACUCUGAUGACACCAGCAGACAUCUAAAUAUCAGACCUUCGCCUUCUUUUCCACAAGAAGAUCUUCGAAUUCGAUUAUUGAAUAAUAAUGCCCAUGCAAGUGUGAAUGAAUACCCCUCCAAAAGACAUGAGUCUCUGGCCAAUCCAAUCGGAGGUGUGGCCAGGUUAAGAAGGACCCAUUCCAUGGAUCGAAACUCCCUGGGGACCAGAAAGUCUUUUUCUGUAGCCACGGGAGUCGAACAAUGCGUAAAUCACUCGGCGGUGAGUAAUUUAGAAUACAUUCAAGAUCAUUGCACCUGCUUGUUGCCAAAAUUAAGUUCAUCCCGCACUCUGAUGCUUAGAACCUAAGUUAUGCAAUAAUGUAUAUAUCUGCUGUUCAAGGUCAUCUUUUUUUACUUCUUUGUUAUGUUGAUGUUUGCUUUUUGACAGAUGUUUUGUCGCUUGGCUGCUAUUCAGCAACAACAGAAGAGACUGAUGAUCGAAUUCCAGCAACAGCGACAGAGUGUAUUCGAUAUCGAGCAUGACACCGCCGUAAGUCCGGCUUGUAGUUGCUUUUGUUAUGCACUAGAUUACCGUAAGAUUACUGUGACGAUCUUUUAUUGUUUUAGGAAUUAUUCGCAACUCAUUGUAAUGUCUCUAUGGACAGUAUCAUGGAGAUCGGAAGACCAUGUACCAGAUGUCAGCUAGAGAAUGAAGGAAUAGCCAGGAAGAUCGAUGCUUGUGAGUAAUUGGAUCCGCAAUUGUUUUUUCAGACAUAAUUAUUAUAUUUAUAUUAUGGUAUAUCCUAUGUCAUAUUACCAAUUAUCUUUCUUUAUUUCCAGAUAGCCGUAUCGCAUUUCCCUCUGUAUUUUUUUCUUUUACACUUAUUUACUGGUUCUACUACGGCUACUACACGAGAGCCGGCUAA